AUGUCCGCAAAUCGGCUGAAAUACGAGACGUCCACGGCGGAUGUUGAAGGAUACACCCGUGCCAAGCACCUUUACAUCCCCAUGCGCGAUGGCAUCGAGCUUUGCGCUAAUUUAUUCCUACCUUUCUCUGCAUCCAAGGAGGGGAAGAAAGUACCAGUAAUCUGCAGCAUGGGACCCUAUGGGAAGGAUAUUCAUGCCUCUACUUUUGGACUGCCGCGUACGCCAAUCUACGCGGAGAUGUAUAAGGACAUCAAGCCAUUGGGUCCUGAUGCUGCAUUCGAGCUAUGCGAUCCCGCCAUUUGGUGUCGAGAGUUCGGCUAUGCACUUCUUCGUGUUGACGCGCGCGGCAUCGGGGGUAGCCAAGGAAGGCUGGACCCAUUUGGUCUCGAGCGGUCUGUUGCUAUUCGGGCAGAUGCGGAAGGACAAGAUCUCUACGACGUGACUGAAUGGGUUGCUCUUCAGCCGUGGUGCACGGGCAAAGUCGCCUUCAGCGGCAUCAGUUACUAUGGCAUGGUUGGAUACUGGGCAGCCAUGCAAAAGCCCCCGCAUCUGACAUGUGUCAUGUCUUAUGAGUCGGGGUGUAACGUCUAUCACGCUGCCAGAAAAGGGGGCAUUUACAGCAAUAAUUUUCAAUCGCACUGGUAUAACAACGUUGUUCUCCCCUAUCAGGCUGGGAAGCAGGAUGAAUCUUUGAGCGAACAGGAGCUGGCAGCCGGCCGGGUUGAUUUCCCGAAGCUGCUCGCCAUGACUGAGUACCCGAACGAAGGAGUCUGGGGUGUCCUUGACCGGGUCCGCAAGCUUUCUGACAUUGAAGUCCCUUUCUACUUGGCUGGGAACUGGACAGACCCUGAGGUCCACUUAGCAGGGAAUAUUCGAGCCUUUAACGGUAUCUCGUCCAAGUAUAAGUGGUUGGAAAUGCAUACCGGCAACCAUCUCGCUGCGUUCUAUGAGCCGGCACACAUUGAACUGCAGAGGAAGUUCCUCGACCACUUUCUCUUUGAUAUGAAGGAUAACGGAAUGCUUAGUGUCCCUCGUCUCCGACUUCUGCAGCACCAUGGCAAAGAGACGUUUUAUAGAGACACUGAGACUGCAUUUCCCCCACAGGACGCAGAAGACGUCGCCUUCUACCUCACCCCAGACAAAAAGCUCUCUCUAACUAGCCCCGCUCAUGCAGAGCGCAUCGCAUUCAAAACCCAAGGCUAUAAUUCCACGUCUAGAAACCUCCAUUUCGUACUCGACUCGUCCUUUACCAAAUCCUUCGAGAUCCUCGGUUCCCCCUAUCUCGAGCUGGAAGUCAGCACAGAGGCCGAUGAUCUAGAUCUAUUCGUCUAUCUUCGCGCCAUCGACUCAAACAGCGAAACCAUCAUCCUCUCUGGCAACCAUGGCGAACCUAUGGACAGCUUUGCGCGGGGUUAUUUCCGUCUCUCGCACCGUGAUGAGGUUGCACUGAACUUCGUAAAGGAGAAAGUCAUCUGUCAGUCCAAUGUUCCCAGAUCUAAGGUUGUCCGAGGGGACGUCUACAAGAUUCUCCUGCCCUUGUACCCGGCUGCAUUCCUCUUCGAUAGAGGACAGUCACUGAGCCUCGAAAUCGGGCCUGUCAAUACUCCAAGUACCAUACCUCCGAUGCGACAUGAGGGCGGCGAUCGGACUACUGAUAGAUUUGGAGGAGAGAAUGUUCUUUACUCUCAUGGAAGACUGGUUCUUCCGAGAGUGAGACGGUGA
This is a messenger RNA of Penicillium canescens, 1722 nucleotides long. RefSeq lists its product as uncharacterized. Gene Ontology annotation, molecular function: dipeptidyl-peptidase activity. The transcript is spliced from 3 exons. Bases 1 to 1722 code for a protein of 573 amino acids. The record is from RefSeq and is a predicted model, not a curated record. NCBI's taxonomy places the organism in Eukaryota, Fungi, Ascomycota, Eurotiomycetes, Eurotiales, Aspergillaceae.